This is a messenger RNA of Gaeumannomyces tritici R3-111a-1, 1725 nucleotides long. RefSeq lists its product as hypothetical. The record is from RefSeq and is a predicted model, not a curated record. NCBI's taxonomy places the organism in Eukaryota, Fungi, Ascomycota, Sordariomycetes, Magnaporthales, Magnaporthaceae. The transcript has 2 exons. Bases 428 to 1354 code for a protein of 308 amino acids. Gene Ontology annotation, cellular component: membrane.
CUCAUGGGCUAGGGUCUUGGCUCUGGACAAUGGCGUGAAUAGAGUCACUACAAUGGUUGGCGUCCGGUUAAAUAACACCCUCCGUGCUGCUAUUGUCCUGCCAUUGUUCUUGCCAGCCAGCCCAUCUUCGCUACUGUUUCAUCGCAGUCACCUUUUCCUAUCUUCUCACUUUUCUCCUUUGUGUCUUCCUUGCAGUCUUUGUUACUCCUUCCCAACACUGCUUGACGCAGCUAGUUGUAAUUUUCUCCUCUUUCAUAAACGAUCCAGGACCCCUUACAAGACCGGCAGAACCUUCAUCUUGCAAACAUAAACCACUCUCCAAUUACCGCCCACGACCUUACGUUUCGUCGACGACACCCACAACCCCCAAGGCUCGGACUCUUCACUCGACUUUCCUUCUCCCAACCUUCCACCAGCAAUCACGAAAAUGGGUUUCUGGGCUUUCUUCGCCAAGAAGGGCAUCUCCAUGCUCUGGAAGAAGCACAAGGAGCGCAAGAACGGCGGCGCCGAUGCUCCCGGCGAACAUGCAGGCUCCAAGUCGAGCCUCCCGCUGCUCGACUACUUUGUCUACUUCCUCCCCUUGCCCAUAAUCCUCUUUUACCUACUCUGCUUUACCGGAUGCCUCGGCACCUCCCCCGGCAUCCCGAACCUGAACCUCGUCUCGCUGGUCCAGAACAGCAACGGCACGGGGGAGAUGACGGUCCGGAUCGGCCACUUCGGCAUGUGCUUCACGGCCGAGAACGUCCCCACGGCCUGCACCUCGGCCGUCGGCCAGACGGGCGAGUCGCUGGCCCAGCACUUCCUCUCCGUCGCCGGCAGCAACAGCACCACCACUUCCUCCUCCUCCAACAACGGCACCGCCUCGUCCGCCAAGGGCCAGGCCGCCACGCAGCUGCUGUCGACCGCCAAGGUGAUCCAGUCCAAGAUCUUCACCCCGCUCCUGCCCGCCACGGGCGUCUUCUUCGUCCUCGGCCUCGCCGCCCUGGCGGUGCUCGCGCGCCUGGCCAGCCGCGGCGGCGGGCGGCCCUACGUCAUGGCGCGCCGCCUGCUCAUGGCGCUCCUGUGGGGCAGCGCGGCGGGCUCCCUGAUGGUGGCGUUGGCCACGACGCAGACGUCGGCCGCGCUCGAGUACGCCGCCACCACGGUCCACGGCAGCGGCCCGUCCGCGUCCGGGAGGGUGCUGUACCGGGGCGCCUCGGUCGAGGCGCUGCAGUGGGUCAUCGCCGUGCUCCAGUGCUUCUUCGCGCUCCGCAUGGCCUACGCCCACAGGAGCACCAGCCCCGGCGGCGCGGCGGCCCGCAGUGGCGGAGGAAACUUUGAGAAAGACGCCGAGAUGGGACACAUGAAUGUGUAAGUGGGUGUCCAGGACUGGCAGAGAAAGUAGUAAAAGAAUUUCCAUCACUCGAUGGACUGGCAUGUUCGCGGAUUCGAUCUUGGUAGCUAGUGCUACAACACCGGACGCUGAGUUAAUAAUAGCCUCGAAGGCCCGGGGCAGGUAAAACUCCGAGGCGGGCAUGGUUUUGUUGUACCCGAGGCCGGCUUCGUCUCUUGGGUACUUGUAAGAAUAGCGUCAUGAUUUUGCUGGGGGUCGGCUUUCUAGUUUUCUGAUUUGAUUGGGUCGCCUGGCGUAUGGACUGGACUCAAUAAGAACCAGGGCUUGUUUUUUUUUCCCCGACAGGGCUGCUCGUCUUGCACAAGAGCGGCGAUCAUAUGUGUAGGUGGGCA